AUGAGAUUCAUGACCUCGGGGUGCGGCAAGUGGGCUGAUCCAUAUUGUGAGGAAUCAAAAGCUGUUCAGCUGACCCACAAUCCAAGGCAAUUUCAGCAGGGUCAAUUCAUCAUUAGGCUGGUCGGCCGGCACACAGAACCACUCCUCAAGAAGAUAUGGGUGGCCGAGCCAGCUUUGAUGGGGUCAACAUAUACAUCGGCUCAUCAGCAGGCACCAUCAACCAUGGCCUGUUUGUAUGGUCAGGGGGCUCAGUGUUGUUGGGGUAAGGUCACUAAUACUUGUGUCUACGUCGACCUCUACCUCAUCUCGUGCCCUAUCCAAGGAAUAGGAUGGAUCCUAACAGCAACUGCCUAUGUUUUAUCAUAA
Messenger RNA from Laccaria bicolor S238N-H82, 366 nucleotides. RefSeq lists its product as uncharacterized. Lineage: Eukaryota; Fungi; Basidiomycota; Agaricomycetes; Agaricales; Hydnangiaceae. The transcript is spliced from 2 exons. The coding region runs from base 1 to 366 and encodes 121 amino acids. The record is from RefSeq and is a predicted model, not a curated record.